GAGAGGGACAGCGCAAUGCAUCUGGCCGUCAGAAAGGGCAACAUGGAAUCUUUUCAAGUUCUUAUGGAGAAAAAUGCGAGAAUUGAACUUGAAAAUAAUCUGGUCCAAAAUGUUUUGCAUACGGCCGUGUCAUCAACAACAAGCAACCCAGAAAUUGUUGAAAAACUUGUAGAGAAAAUGAAGCAAACUUGCAGUCCUUUUUUAAACAGUCAGGACAUAGACGGCAACACGGCUUUACACUUGGCUGGCAAAUAUUCAAAAGCAGAUUUAGUUCAGUUACUCUCUGAUCUGGAUCCUGAGAUUGAAAACCAGGAUGGAGAAACACCGCUGCACGUUGCAGUUCGAUACGGAACGAUAAGAGAAGUGGAAGCCAUUCUCGAAACAUUUUACAGCUCAAAAAGGACAAACAUCGACCACAAAGAUGAGCUGGGACGAUCAGCUCUCUUCACGAGUGCCGAGAACGGGGAUGUGGAGAUGUUUGAACUUCUAUUGAGUCAUGGAGCUAAUAUGACGCUGAGAAACAACGUAGGA
Messenger RNA from Helobdella robusta, 531 nucleotides. RefSeq lists its product as hypothetical. The annotation marks the transcript as partial. Gene Ontology annotation, molecular function: protein binding. NCBI's taxonomy places the organism in Eukaryota, Metazoa, Annelida, Clitellata, Rhynchobdellida, Glossiphoniidae. The transcript has a single exon. The record is from RefSeq and is a predicted model, not a curated record.